This is a messenger RNA of Sparassis crispa, 645 nucleotides long. RefSeq lists its product as hypothetical. Bases 1 to 645 code for a protein of 214 amino acids. The transcript is spliced from 7 exons. NCBI's taxonomy places the organism in Eukaryota, Fungi, Basidiomycota, Agaricomycetes, Polyporales, Sparassidaceae. The record is from RefSeq and is a predicted model, not a curated record. Gene Ontology annotation, molecular function: monooxygenase activity; iron ion binding; heme binding.
AUGCUACUCAUAGGCGGCUUUGACACGACGUGGUCCAACCUCCUCACGUUCGUUUACGCAAUGCUACUCUUCCCUGACGCCCAACGGAAGGCGCGCGAGGAGAUUGACCACAUUGUCGGCUCUGAAAGGCUCCCGGACUUCAGCGACCGCGCAGACCUACCAUAUCUAGAAUGUGUCUUGCAGGAGGUUUCACGCAUCCUGUCUUUCCACUCGGUCAGCAUCGAUGAGCUCAGGCCGAGCUUGGCGUACCGCAACGACAUAUACGACGGCAUGUUCAUACUGAAGGGAUUGCUCGUGAUUCCUAAUGUCACGGCAAUCAAUCGAGACGAGAAGGUCUACCGCGAUCCGGACAGGUUUUAUCCCGACAGGUUCUUACCUGAACCGGCUGGAUAUGGGGAGACACAUUUCAACACAGCAUUUGGGUUUGGUCGACGGGUUUGGCCAGGGCAUCAUCUCGCUGAAAGCACGGCAUGGCUCGCGAUGACAAACAUACUCGCUGCAUUUGAGAUCACUAACGCGGUUGGUGCGGAUGGCGAGAAAAUUGUUCCGGACAUAGCAUUCACGGAGAACGUUACAAAGUGGGCUACUACCUCGUCAUUGAAUGUACUACGCCGAGCGAGUGACCAACGUGGUCGUCGGACAUAG